AUGCCGGACACCUUCAGUGGCUGUGCACAAGUGAAAGCUGUACACGCUUCUGCUUUACUGGGCACCGCUAUCGUUGCCGUUGUUGAUCAAUACAACCGAUCACAAUUACUACGUGCUGUAUUGGAUUGUGGCUCCAUGAGAUCGAUUAUCACUACCCGAGCUGCCCAGCAACUUGGUAUCACCAUCAUGCCCGCACGCAUUCAGAUUAAUGGUAUCUCUGAACAAGCGACCGCUGUAAAAGGUACCACUCAUUUGACACUGCUAUCUCGACCGCAGUUUAACACCUUUCUCCAAACUGAAGCCCUUGUCUUAGAGCAAAUAGCUGGUGACCUACCCGCUUUUCCAAUCAGCAGUGAGCUCAAAACCUCACUUUCACAUUUGGAUCUCGCUGACCCUGGUUUUGACCAACCCAAUAGGAUAGACCUCUUGAUUGGAGCUGACAUUUAUCCUAAUGUAUUUGUUUCUUCCGCCAAUGCUAUUAUACCAGGAAAUCCCGCUGCCUUCGCCACUAUAUUUGGCUAUGUUCUGAGUGGAAAGCUAAAUAUUGAGGACUCGCCUGCUCCGCUUCAUCAGAUGCAACUUAUCUGCACCAUGUUUGCCCGCGAAGAACCGCUUGCUGAGGUCAUGAACAAGUUUUGGGAGACUGAAGAUGUCCAAAUAAAUGCGAAACUCUUAUCACCUGAAGAUGAACUCUGUGAACAGCUCUAUGAGUCCACUACCUACCGCAAUGAUGAAGGCAGAUAUGUAGUCGCACUCCCCUUCAAGCCUAGCGCACCUGUUCUUGUUUCAAACCGCAAGCAAGCUUAUCGAAGUCACCUUGGAUUAUUAAAACGCUUGGAAAAUUCUUCGGAACUAAAGAAGAAAUACGACAACUUCAUGACAGAAUAUCAUGAGCUUGGCCAUUUGGAACUUGCCAAAUCCGCUUCUGACUAUGUGAUUCCACACCAUGCAGUUUUUAAAAAUAAGGACCCCACUCAGAAAAUCAGGGUGGUGUUUAAUGCUUCCAGCGAGGAUACCAAUGGGCAUUCACUAAAUGAGAAUUUGUUACCAGGGCCAAAACUGCAGUCCAAUAUUAUUCAAGUAUUGACCAAAUUCCGCACUUACAAGUACAUUGUCCUUUCUGAUUGCAAGCAGAUGUAUCGCCAGAUUUUGUUAAGGCCUGAAGACUGCCGUCACCAACAUGUUUUUUGGAAACCUAAUUAUCAUGAACCUGCAAAAGAAUUUGAACUUAAAACCGUAACCUAUGGGCUUACUUCCAGUGCUUAUUUAGCACAACGCACAUUGCAACAACUUGUCAAGGAUGAAGGAGAAGCAUUCCCUCUGGCAAGUGAAGUUUUAACAAGUCAAACUUAUGUUGAUGACCUGCUGGGAGGAAGUAACAAUUUUUCUGAAGCACAAACGCUUAUUUCUGAAUUGAUUGAGUUAUUGUCGCUUGGCUCCUUUGAACUUCGGAAAUGGAACUCUAAUACUCCUGAAUUGAUCGCUAACUUGCCUGCAGAAUUUUUGGAAAAUCAAGAUUGUAUGUUUGAUGACAACGCUACUGCAAAAGUUCUUGGAAUUGUCUACAGCCCGCUCGCGGACAACUUUCGCUAUUUCAUUUCUCCUUUUAAUGGGCAAAUCACUAAAAGAACCGUUCUAUCAUUCAUCGCUCGAGUCUACAACCCCCUUGGGUGGCUCACUCCUCUCAUAAUGCUGUUCAUGCGCACGCUGUGGUCUCAGCAAUUAGCUUGGGACACUGAGGUUCCAGCCUCACUUCGAGCUCAUUGGGAGCUGAUUACCGCUGAAAUUUCCCGUUUGGACAAUGUUGUAAUCCCGCGUUUACUCGCCUGUAACCGCUCUACUACCCGGCUGCUUGGAUUCGCCGAUGCCUCCGAAAAGGGGUUUGCUGCUUGUAUAUAUAUUCAUGAAGAGACUGAAAAUAGAUAUGUUAACUGCCGUCUCAUAGCCGCCAAAAGUCAUGUUGCCCCGCUGAAAACUAUGACAAUUCCACGCCUGGAAUUGAUGGGUUGUUUGCUGCUUGCUCGUUUACUAUCCGCCAUCUUACCUACGCUGUCCGAAUAUGAUUUACAAGAAAUUCGACUCUACACCGAUUCCAAGACUGCCUUGGAUUGGAUCAACACACCCACAUACAAAUUGCAGAUUUUUGUUGCCAACAGAGUACAGCAAAUUACUCAGUUAACAAAACUUGAGUCAUGGCAUCACGUUACUUCUGCUAACAACUGUGCAGAUAUUGCUUCGAGAGGCUUGACUCCCGCUGAAAUCGUCUCCUGCCAUGAUUGGUGGCACACUACCAAUGCGUUUUGUUGUCUCGCCACUGACUUUCCCGUGUCCAAUCAUCUUGUUUCCAACAUUGUAUCUGAGAUGAAAACUAACCCGCUGUACAUUCUCGCUACUGUUGAAGAACCAAUUGAGAAUCGUUUGUAUACCGCUAUAGAACGUGUAUCCAAUUUUGGAAAGCUAUGUCGUAUUUUUGUCUACAUACUAAGAUUUGUCAACCGCAUCAAACCAGCCCGUUAUGAAUAUCGCUGCAAAAUAGUCAAACAGAUUGAAACCUGUGAAACGCCUGCCUCAAUUGACACCACCGCCUGUGAAGCUGAAAUAGCUAGAAAACUCAUUGUUCAUGUUGUGCAACGGGAUAAAUUUCAGAAGGAAAUAACAGAGUUGAAAGCUGGAAAAUGUCCUAAGCAUCUACUAACGUUGCAACCGUACAUUGAUGAUUACGAUUUGAUACGCUUAUCUGGUCGUCUUGAGCACGCUCCGAUUUCUAGUGAAGCUAGAAAUCCAUUAUUGCUGCCGAAAAAUGAGCAUGUAUCCUCACUCAUCAUUCGACACAUACAUCUUCAAAAUUGUCAUGCCGGUCCCCGCACCACACAAGCAGCUGUUUGCCAACAGUAUUGGAUAAUCUCUGCCCGCAAUCAAGUUCGCCGCAUAAUACAUCAAUGUGUCAUUUGUAACCGCUUUCGCCGCACCAACCUACAGCAACGUAUGGCCCCGCUACCUGCUGAACGAGUCACCGCCAAUAGACAGUUCAAUUUAACUGGCUUGGACUUUGCUGGUCCUUUCUCAUGCAAAACAUCUUUAUUGAAACGCACACAAACAACAAAAGGUUAUCUGUGCAUAUUUGUAUGUUUGACCACCAAAGCUACUCAUCUAGAGUUCCUGUCCUCGAUGUCUGUCAACAACUUCAUCGCCGCUCUACACCGAUUUAUUGCCCGCAGAGGUGCGCCGCACACUCUGUUUUCAGACAACGCUAAGACUUUCACAUCCGCCGCAAGAAAAAUGUAUGAGUUAGAAAAACUCUUGAAGACGAUGCCCUCUGAAGUGAAGUGCUUUCUGUCUAACUACGGCAUAAACUGGAAGUUCAUUCCCCCUUAUGCUCCGCAUCAAGGAGGCAUAUGGGAAGCCGCCGUCAAAUCCGCCAAAACACUGCUACACCGCUGUAUUGGGGACACAGCUCUUACAUACGAAGAGUAUGACACCAUUUUCGUUAGAAUUGAAAGUAUUCUAAAUAGUCGACCGCUUACAGAAUUGUCCUCUGAACCUGCUGAAGCUGCCUCCGUGCUCACUCCCGGGCACUUCCUAAUUGGUAGACCUCUUACCGCACCACCGCAACCCAUAGAGACGAAGGAACUAUUGGUCGCACGCCGCUGGAGACUUACAAACCAAAUGACCCAAUAUUUCUGGAAUCGCUGGUCCAAGGAGUACCUAUGCACCUUGAUCAGACACACAAAAUGGAAAACCGCUGAAAGAAACUUGCAACUUAACGAUUUGGUCAUAAUCAAAUUUGUCAACACCUCUCCUCUCAGCUGGCCGUUAGGCAGGAUUAUUGCGCUACACCCUGGUAAAGAUGGACUAGUACGUGUAGUCACUAUCAAAUGCGCAUCUGGGAACAUUGUUCGAGACAUACGCAAAGUUCACCACAUCAUUUGA
Messenger RNA from Nilaparvata lugens (brown planthopper), 3930 nucleotides. RefSeq lists its product as uncharacterized. The coding region runs from base 1 to 3930 and encodes 1309 amino acids. Gene Ontology annotation, biological process: DNA integration. NCBI's taxonomy places the organism in Eukaryota, Metazoa, Arthropoda, Insecta, Hemiptera, Delphacidae. Gene Ontology annotation, molecular function: nucleic acid binding. The transcript has a single exon. The record is from RefSeq and is a predicted model, not a curated record.